This is a messenger RNA of Harpia harpyja (harpy eagle), 567 nucleotides long. RefSeq names its product collagen alpha-1(III) chain-like. NCBI's taxonomy places the organism in Eukaryota, Metazoa, Chordata, Aves, Accipitriformes, Accipitridae. The coding region runs from base 1 to 567 and encodes 188 amino acids. The transcript is spliced from 2 exons. The record is from RefSeq and is a predicted model, not a curated record.
AUGCCGCGGCGCUGCCCGCUGCCUGCGGCCACCUGCUCCGCGCCUGCCCCGGCGCGCAGCGGCGGCGGGCGGGGCGGCGGCGGCGCUGCCUCCCCGCUCCGGAGGCGUGGGGCGGUGCAGCGGGGCGGGGGCAGCCGGCCGGCUCCGCGGGGCGCCGGGCAGCGCGGACGGGGCGGGGGGAGGCCAGGGUCCCCUGCCGGUGCGCGGGACCGGCGGCCGGGGCUCGGCACCCGGCGGCAGCACGACCCGCCCGGCGCUCGGUCGGAGCGGGGCCGGGGGGGGUGCACGGACCGAGCCCCCGGGGGUGCGGCGCCCUCCGCCUCGCUCUGCUCUGCCCUGCCGGGGCCGAAGCGGCACAAGGAGCCCCGCAAAAUCCUCGGCCUCGUCUCCCGCCCUCGGGGGACGGACGGGCACCGCUUGCCGCUCCUUCUCGGGGCGCUGCGGGCUGCCACGCUUCCUCAAAUACCCGAGCAGGAGCUUUCCGCUGUCCCUCCUGGUGUUUGGGGAGGGCCACCCCAAACGCAGGCGAAGUCGGAUGGUCUUCGUGGUCCGUUGGGUGUCUGUUAA